Heterocephalus glaber (naked mole-rat) is the source of this 1297-nucleotide messenger RNA. It is a transcript of the gene Erp29, whose product is annotated as endoplasmic reticulum protein 29. NCBI's taxonomy places the organism in Eukaryota, Metazoa, Chordata, Mammalia, Rodentia, Bathyergidae. Gene Ontology annotation, cellular component: endoplasmic reticulum; endoplasmic reticulum lumen. The record is from RefSeq and is a predicted model, not a curated record. Gene Ontology annotation, biological process: protein secretion.
CAGAGCGUGGCGGCCUCAUUUCCCCACCCUUCAGGUAGCCCCUCCUUCUCGACCUAGGCCGACGUGACUGUAAGUGUGCUCUUGCGCGCGCGCGGCACCGCCCUCCUACUCACGUGACCGCAGAUUCGCAGCGUUCUCCAGUACAGCCAUCCUGCCUCCAGUUCUCAGAAUCCGGCGUUAUGGCCGCCGUCGUACCCCGUGUCGCUUCUCUCUCUUCUCUGCUUCCCCUUUUCCUGGGUCUCCUGCUUUUCUCCGCCCCUCAUGGCGGCAGCGGCCUGCACACUAAGGGCGCCCUUCCCCUGGAUACAGUCACUUUCUACAAGGUCAUUCCCAAAAGCAAGUUCGUCUUGGUGAAGUUCGACACCCAAUACCCCUAUGGUGAAAAGCAGGACGAGUUCAAGCGACUGGCUGAAAACUCAGCUUCCAGCGACGAUCUCUUGGUGGCAGAGGUGGGGAUCUCAGAUUAUGGUGACAAACUGAACAUGGAGCUGAGUGAGAAAUACAAGCUGGACAAAGAGAACUACCCAGUCUUCUAUCUCUUUCGGGAUGGAGACUUUGAGAACCCAGUCCCAUACAGUGGGGCAGUUAAGGUUGGAGCCAUCCAGCGCUGGCUAAAGGGCCAGGGUGUCUACCUGGGUAUGCCUGGUUGCCUGCCUGCCUAUGAUGCCCUGGCGGGUGAAUUCAUCAGGGCCUCUAGUGUGGAGGCCCGCCACGCCCUCUUGAAGCAGGGGCAGGACAACCUAUCAAGUGUGAAAGAAACCAAAAAGAAGUGGGCUGAGCAAUACCUAAAGAUCAUGGGGAAGGUCUUAGAUCAAGGUGAGGACUUCCCAGCAACAGAGAUGUCUCGAAUCACCAGACUGAUUGAGAAGAACAAGAUGAGUGACGGGAAGAAGGAGGAGCUCCAGAAGAGUUUAAACAUCCUAACUGCCUUCCAAAAGAAGGGGGUGGAGAAGGAGGAACUCUGAAAAGGCACUGGAAUUUCCCAGGGUUUGCUGGGGUAUGUAGGGAGGGGAGAAUUACCCGCUGGCUGUAAGACUCUUGUGGAAUAUAAGGGGGUGGUGGAAAAACUGGUAUUAAACCAGAGAUCUGACCCCUGAAUAUGCCUGGACAUUGAUGCGGAUAUGACCAUGCUUAGGACAUCUCUAGAGCCGGUCUGGGGAUAGCUGGAACACUUACCCUGAUGAUUAGCUAAUGUCCCCUCUGAAGGAAUCGGUGCUACAAAGAGGAGGGUACUGGCCAGGUCCUUGACAAGUGUAAUUCUGAUUCAAAUAAAGUUUCAUUGUUUUGGUUAAGUGGA